Messenger RNA from Coffea eugenioides, 4481 nucleotides. RefSeq names its product ABC transporter B family member 11-like. Gene Ontology annotation, molecular function: ABC-type transporter activity; ATP hydrolysis activity; ATP binding. The transcript is spliced from 13 exons. Gene Ontology annotation, biological process: transmembrane transport. NCBI's taxonomy places the organism in Eukaryota, Viridiplantae, Streptophyta, Magnoliopsida, Gentianales, Rubiaceae. Bases 246 to 4208 code for a protein of 1320 amino acids. The record is from RefSeq and is a predicted model, not a curated record. Gene Ontology annotation, cellular component: membrane.
CCGGCCGAUCAUCUGCUGCUCUUUCUGUAUCUGUACUCUAAUCCGCCCUGGACACUACUGAUUGCAUAUGUUAUGUGAAGUGUCCUUGCAAAAUACAAACAGGUUUCCGCCUUCUUUUUUCUGAUCCUCAUCAGACCACCAAAACGCAAACCGUUCCCAGAGUACCAACCAACUCGGGAGGAACCAACUAAAACAAUCUGUUAGUAACUAAACAAUUUGUUAGGAAGGAGGGUCGUUUGUGUACGAUGACGGGUGAUGAAGAGAGUGGUUCCCCGCUCAGCGGCCAUCCAAAUACCAACCAGCUGCCCGCAGCCGCAACAACCCAGGGACAGAUCCACGCUACUACUGCUGCUGCAGCAAAUGGCGAUCUGGUGGCCACUACUCAGCAGCACAAGGAGGAGCCCACCACUACCACUACCACCACCAAUACCGUUCCCUUUCUUAAGCUUUUCUCCUUUGCCGAUUCUACCGACAUGUUCUUGAUGAUCAUUGGAACCAUUGGUGCCAUUGGCAAUGGCUUGUGCCUUCCCCUCAUGACUGUCUUCUUCGGAGAAUUGACAGACUCUUUCGGACAAACCCCGAAUACCAAAGAUGUCGUCCGGGUGGUUUCUAAGGUUUCUCUCAAAUUCGUCUAUUUGGCUUUGGGAUCUGCUGUCGCUGGGUUCCUCCAGGUGAGUUGUUGGAUGAUCACCGGUGAGAGACAGGCUGCUCGCAUAAGGAGCCUUUACUUAAAAACUAUUUUGCGCCAAGAUGUCGGAUUCUUUGACAAGGAAACCAACACUGGAGAAGUUGUUGGCCGGAUGUCUGGGGACACCGUUCUCAUACAAGAUGCUAUGGGUGAAAAGGUUGGCAAGUUCAUACAGCUCGUGUCUACGUUUAUUGGAGGUUUUGUCAUUGCCUUUGCCAAGGGGUGGCUUCUUACCCUCGUCAUGUUAUCUUCUAUUCCUCCACUUGUCAUUGCUGGAGGACUUAUGUCCCUUGUCAUUUCCCGAAUGGCUUCCCAUGGACAAGAAGCUUAUGCCAAGGCUGCAAUUGUAGUUGAGCAGACUAUUGGCUCCAUCAGAACAGUUGCGUCGUUCACAGGGGAAAAGCAAGCUGUGGCCGACUACGACAAGUCCCUGACAAAAGCUUACAGAUCAGGAGUACACGAGGGGCUGGCUACCGGCCUAGGUCUAGGAUCAGUCAUGUGUCUUGUGUUCUGCAGUUACGCUUUGGCUAUCUGGUUUGGUGCAAAGAUGAUUGCAGAAAAAAAGAAUACAGGAGGUGAAGUGCUUAAUGUAAUCAUUGCAGUGUUAUCUGGUUCCAUGUCCUUGGGACAAGCAUCGCCCUGCAUGACUGCAUUUGCUUCAGGUCGUGCUGCAGCCUUCAAGAUGUUUGAGACAAUAAACAGAACACCCGAGAUAGAUGCAUAUGAUGCUAGUGGAAAGACACUGGACGAUAUUCGCGGAGAUAUCGAGUUAAAGGAUGUAUAUUUCAGCUACCCUGCCAGACCGGAUGAACAAAUUUUCAGUGGAUUAUCAGUAUUCAUACCUAGUGGCCAUACUGCAGCAUUGGUUGGGCAAAGCGGAAGUGGCAAGUCAACUGUGAUUAGUUUGAUCGAGAGAUUCUAUGAUCCACAGGCUGGUGAAGUUCUAAUUGAUGGAACUAAUCUUAAGGACUUCCAGCUCAAAUGGAUCAGGGAAAAGAUAGGUCUUGUCAGCCAAGAACCUGUGCUUUUCACUGCCAGCAUUAAGGACAAUAUUGCUUAUAGCAAGGAAAGAGUGACAAUUGAACAAAUUAGAGCUGCAGCUGAGUUGGCCAAUGCUGCUAAAUUUAUUGAUAAGCUACCCAAGGGAUUAGACACCAUGGUCGGAGAGCACGGAACUCAGCUUUCUGGGGGACAAAAGCAAAGAAUUGCCAUAGCUAGAGCAAUUUUAAAAGAUCCACGAAUUUUACUUCUAGAUGAAGCAACUAGUGCCCUAGAUGCAGAAUCUGAAAGAAUAGUACAAGAGGCAUUGGACAGAAUCAUGGUAAAUAGAACAACUGUCAUUGUUGCACACCGUCUGAGCACGGUGAGAAAUGCUGACAUGAUUGCAGUCAUUCACCGGGGAAAGAUUAUUGAGAAAGGUACGCAUUCUGAACUAACUAAUGAUCCCGAAGGAGCUUACAGUCAGCUUAUACGCUUGCAAGACAUGAAUAGAGAUACAGAAGAAUAUAUUGAAGAAAAAGACAAAUCUGAUAUCACCAUAGAAUCUAGUAGACAGUCAAGCCAAAGAAUGUCACUCAAACGUUCCAUCAGUCGUGGAUCUUCUGUAGGAAAUAGCAGCAGACGGUCAAUCACUGUCUCAUUUGGUUUACCUACUGGACUAACUAUGUCUGAACAUACAGUGGCAGAACCUGAUGUCAAUACGCAGGAUAUCACAAGUAAGCCUUCAAAAGUCUCAAUGCGCCGCCUUGCUUCCCUUAACAAGCCUGAGAUACCGGUGAUCUUUGUUGGAGUAAUAGCUGCAGUUGCUAAUGGCGCAAUAUUACCUACUUUUGGAAUCUUAAUAUCUAGCGUGAUCAAAGCAUUUUAUAAGUCACCUCAUGAAUUAAAGAAGGAUUCACGAUUUUGGGCGUUAAUAUUUAUGGCUCUUGGAGUGGCAUCAUUACUAGCAUACCCAUCAAGAACGUACCUUUUUGGCGUGGCUGGAUGCAAACUGAUCAGACGAAUUAGAUCUAUGUGCUUUGAGAAGGUGGUUCAUAUGGAGGUUGGUUGGUUUGAUGAGUCUGAGCACUCAAGUGGAGUUAUUGGCGCAAAGCUCUCUGCUGAUGCAGCUAGUGUGCGUGCAUUAGUUGGAGAUGCACUGGCGCAGUUGGUUCAAGACACUUCCUCAACAAUAGUUGGUUUGGCUAUUGCUUUUGAUGCAAGUUGGCAACUGGCACUUAUUAUUCUUGCUAUGUUACCUUUGAUAGGAUUGAAUGGAUAUGUACAAAUCAAGUUCAUGAAAGGGUUUAGUGCAGAUGCAAAGAUGAUGUAUGAGGAAGCAAGUCAAGUUGCUAAUGAUGCAGUUGGAAGUAUAAGAACGGUUGCUUCAUUUUGUGCUGAAGAGAAGGUGAUGGAAUUAUACAAGAAGAAAUGUGAAGGACCAAUGAAAACAGGGAUUAGGCAAGGUUUGAUUAGUGGAAUUGGUUUUGGUUUAUCAUUCGCAUUGCUUUUCUGUGUUUAUGCCACCAGUUUCUAUGCUGGAGCCCGUCUUGUGGAGGAUGGUAAAAUAACAUUCUCAGAUGUUUUCCGUGUUUUCUUUGCUCUAACAAUGGCAGCGAUGGCAAUCUCUCAAUCUAGCUCAAUUGCACCGGACUCAAGCAAAGCCAAGGGUGCUGCAGCUUCAAUAUUUGCAAUACUUGACAGGAAAUCAAAGAUUGACGCAAGCGAUGAGUCUGGAAUGACCCUAGAGAGUGUGAAUGGCGAAAUUGAGUUGCAACGUGUAAGCUUCAGGUAUCCAAGCAGACCAGACGUUCAGAUAUUCCGAGACCUGUCCUUGAAGAUUCGCAGUGGCAAGACGGUUGCUCUAGUUGGAGAGAGUGGAAGUGGGAAAUCCACAGUGAUCUCGUUGUUGCAAAGAUUUUACGAUCCCGAUUCAGGUCAUAUUACAUUGGAUGGGAUUGAGAUUCAAAAAUUCCAAGUGAAAUGGCUAAGACGGCAAAUGGGCCUUGUGAGCCAAGAACCCGUGCUGUUUAAUGAUACAAUCCGAGCCAACAUAGCAUACGGGAAGGAAGGGAAUGCGACGGAAGGAGAAAUCAUAGAAGCAGCAAAGUUGGCAAAUGCGCAUAAGUUCGUCAGUGGGUUGCAACAGGGAUACGAAACAAUAGUCGGAGAGCGUGGAGUCCAACUGUCGGGCGGACAAAAGCAGCGGGUGGCCAUCGCACGGGCCAUAGUAAAAGGUCCAAAGGUGGUGUUGCUGGACGAGGCAACCAGCGCAUUGGAUGCUGAAUCAGAAAGAAUAGUUCAAGAUGCACUGGAUCAAGUAAUGGUGAGUCGGACAACGGUGGUAGUAGCGCACAGGUUAUCAACAAUUAAGGGAGCAGACGUGAUUGCAGUGGUAAAAAAUGGAGUGAUCGUGGAGAAGGGAAAGCAUGACGCUCUGGUCAACAUUAAAGAUGGUGUUUAUGCCUCCUUAGUCGCACUUCACAUGAAUGCCAAUGCCAAUGCCAAUGCUCCUGCUGCUUCUUCUUCUUCUUCUUCAUGACCUUAAAGAAUACUCUACUUUGCUGCCGGAUCGCUAGUUUUUUGCUGCCGGAUCGCUAGUUUUGUUUCCUGGAGUCGUAUGUAUUCAACGCCACAGAUUAAUCAUAUCCAACCCUGCGGGCUGAAUAGCGCACAGCUUAGCUUAGCUAUUCUUUAUUUCUUGUACCAUCUUCAGCUUGUACGCAUAAAUCUGAUCAGCAUUCAAUGUAAGAUUAUUGUAAACCUGGCACAAAAUGACCAUGGAACAUCUAAUGGAUCUGUUUUAGAAUUUACA